AUGCCAGGAAAUCUCACUCAUCCAAACACCUUCUCUUACAAUCUUCUGAACAAUCUUGGGCAACUCCAAGGGUCUAUGCCCAUUGCUCGUGUAGGAGGCAACACACAAGACAUUGCAAUCUUUGAUGCCUCACAANAGACUGGUCUCGUCGGCGUCAUCCGCCCUAACAUCUCAGCCGACUACCCAACCAUCAUCACUAUCGGUCCUUCCUUUNUUGAUUCAUAUAAAACCAUGCCCAACGGAACGAGAUACACCCACGGUUUUAAUCUAGGCGCCAACUCCUCGGCCGCCAGAGAAGCUACUUUUGCCUCUGCAGCCUACGCCUGCAAAGCCAUCGGAGACAACCUCGAUUUUUGGGAAUACGGCAACGAACCCGAUCUCUUCGUUGCAUCAGGAUACCGCCCUUCCAACUACUCCGAGGCCGAAUAUGUCUCAGAAUGGCUGAAUGGAACCUCGCACAUUGCGCAAGUGGUUCAGCAAACUUGUCCCUCCUUGCACACGAAACUCAUGGCGCCGAGUUUUGCAGGCGUGGGUGCUAAUGGCUUUAAUACUCUCGACCCAGUCAAAGUAUUUCAAGGAGACCUGAAUGCAGACAACAAUAUCGGCAUCAUUUCUUCUCACAACUAUAUGGGUGUUUCCACUUUUCCUGGCAUCACUUUACAAGGCACACUCAUGAAUCACACCAAUGUGAUUGCAAAAGCUGAAGCCCAAGUCAACUNNUACCAAUCCUGGCAACCCAUCCAAACGAACCUUACAGACAAGGGCACCAAACCUCCUUACUACGGCAACCUCGCUGUAGCAGCUAUGAUGGCAAAACCCUCUGCUUCCUCUGUCCUGAAGAUCUCUCACCUCGAAGCUUCAUCGCAGAAUACUUCCUUCUAUACUGCUCACAUCGAUGAAGUUCUCUCACGUAUUCUGAUCGUUGACUUGCACACCUACAACACGACCGCAAACAACUAUACCACUGGCUUCCGGCGUCCGAUGGUGGAGCACGAAUUCAUGCUGCCGAGGGNNGGGUGUAAAGGCGGUCAGGUACAAAGAUUGAUGGCCAAUGGCAGCGAUGCAGUUACAGGAAUUACUUGGGAUGCAAAGAGCUAUGCCUACGAACUCGACAACGGCAAAGGAGUCAGACUGCCCAACGUCACUUGCGGCGAAAGCAUCAAGGUGGACAGAAAAGGUGGUCUGAAGGUACAAGUGCCGUGGAGCAGUGCGGCGAUUGUUGAUUUGAAGUGUUAG
Messenger RNA from Aureobasidium musti, 1236 nucleotides. The record is from the annotation of a GenBank genome assembly. NCBI's taxonomy places the organism in Eukaryota, Fungi, Ascomycota, Dothideomycetes, Dothideales, Saccotheciaceae.